UCUGUCCGGGAACAGGAAGUUGCGGGUGAAGGAAGAAGCUGCUGAAAAUGGCUCCAGACAUAAAGCGCUCCUCAGCGUUUCUCAGAUUUUCUUCAGGAGGAGUCUGCAGAAUGUGUCACAGAGUAUUCCUGCUCUUAUGGUUACUCCAUUUCUCCUCAGUGUACUCAGAUAUAACAGACGGCAACGCUGAGCACUUAAAGCGGGAGCACUCACUCAUUAAACCCUAUCAAGGAGUUGGAACAAGCCCUUCAAGUCAGUGGGAUUUUAAGGGGAGUACUUUAGUGACGAGCCAGUACAUACGCCUGACUCCUGAUGAACGCAGCAAGCAAGGUUCCAUCUGGAAUACAGUGCCGUGUUACUUAAAAGACUGGGAGAUGCAUGUGCAGUUUAAAGUCCAUGGAUCAGGAAAGAAGAAUCUGCAUGGGGAUGGCAUUGCGAUUUGGUACACAAAACAACAAUUGCAUCCUGGGCCAGUCUUUGGAAACCAAGACCAUUUUAUAGGCCUGGCUAUUUUUGUGGAUACUUUCCGCAAUGACCUUCACGGCAUGGAUCGAUCCUUUCCCUACAUUUCGGCAAUGGUAAGUAAUGGCUCUUUGGCGUAUGAUCAUGGAAAGGAUGGCCGCUCUACAGAACUGGGAGGAUGCUCUGCUGAAAUCAGAAACCGAGACCAUGACACAUAUCUUGCCAUUCGGUACUCCAAAGGCAGACUCACAAUUAUGGUUGAUGUUGAUGAUCGCAACGAGUGGAAAGAAUGUAUUGAUAUUGGAGGAGUUCGCCUCCCUACAGGCUACCAUUUUGGAGCCUCUGCUGCCACAGGAGAUCUCUCUGACAACCAUGACAUAAUCUCUAUGAAAAUGUACCAACUGAUGGUAGAACACACUCCUGAGGAGGACAGCCAGGACUGGACUAAGAUUGAGCCCAGUGUCAGCCUGCUCAAGUCUCCAAAAGACAACAUUGAUGAUCCAACUGGUAAUUUCCGAAGCUCUCCCCUUACUGGCUGGAAGGUCUUCCUACUCCUGCUGUGUGCCCUCUUGGGGAUCGUCGUUUGUGCUGUUGUAGGAGCUGUGGUCUUUCAGAAACGACAAGAGAGAAACAAGAGAUUUUACUAGACAAUUUUCAAAAGGACAAACAAUUGAAAAACUUGUAUGGCAGAAAAAUGAGAAUUUUCUUUUAGCAGAGAUAAAGAUGUGUGUUCUUGAUAUGAACAGUCUAAACUGAGGGGAAGAGGUUUUGUAUGUUGAGAAAAUGGGAGGUGAUGGGUGACUGCAAUGAAUCUUAGGUGGAUUGAUUUAUUUUAUUUUUUCUUUUCUCUCUUUGUGUUUUCAGUUUACAGCUAUUUGGCAGUUCACACCAGUUUGUAUAGUACAGCACAUGAGAUCACAUUUAAACAGUAUGUAUCGAUUUCUGUUGAAGUAGGCCCAAAUGUAUGACAAGUGAUCUGUCCAGGUAUCUCUGUUUAUCCAUGCAUACUCUGAGCUGUGUGAAAUAGCAUGACAUGAUUUUGGUUUUAUUUUAAGUGUUGUUUGAUUUAAAGCAAAAAAAGCAUUUUGCCUAAUUUAGUCUGCACUUAUUUUUCUUCCUGGAUACGUUUGAUCAUCUCUUUAAUGUCUGUUAGUUUGAAGGGCUUUAUAAAAAAAAAGGAAAAGGUGUUAACCGAGCCUGAAAAUGUAGAAACAGAUUGUAGUCGGGAGCUGCUGCUUUUUUUUUUCUCAAACUCAUUUGCUUGACACAUGCAGCAUGUUUUUUUUGUUGGUCAGGAUAAUCAGUUGAUCAAAUGUUCAGUUGUUAAAUGCAGGUUGUUUUGUUAUUGUGGGUAUUAUGGGUAAUUUUUCCCCAAAGAUUCUCCUGUACUUCUUUUUCCUGUUCAAUGCAGAGGUCAAGUAUUAUUUAUAAAGUUACGCUCUGUAUGUUUUUGAACAUUUACUAGUUUACAUCAAACUACGGAAAGACCCAGUCACAGAUUGGACAAUGAAAUACAGUAAUGCUAGGUUUGCAUUAUGUUGGACCAAAUUACUUUUAAUCCACUUCACAGUUGAAAAUUAGGUGUCAGCUUGGGGUGGCCUUUACCUAUAAAGUUUGUGAAAAGAUUAUUUUGUGAAUGUGUGAAACAGUACAGUUACUACUAUCCUUUGCAUCAAGGACUGAAUAAAUGCUCUGAUAAACAUUGAGGUAUGUUUCCUAUCAAGUCUCCUGUGCAACAGAAUGGACGAAGUUUGUACAGGUCAACUGCAGUGAAUGGGUUGUAAAUAAAGCUGUUCCUCCAGUGA
This is a messenger RNA of Astyanax mexicanus (Mexican tetra), 2267 nucleotides long. It is a transcript of the gene lman2, whose product is annotated as lectin, mannose-binding 2. Gene Ontology annotation, cellular component: endoplasmic reticulum membrane; endoplasmic reticulum-Golgi intermediate compartment; Golgi membrane. Lineage: Eukaryota; Metazoa; Chordata; Actinopteri; Characiformes; Acestrorhamphidae. Bases 48 to 1109 code for a protein of 353 amino acids. The transcript has 8 exons. Gene Ontology annotation, molecular function: D-mannose binding. Gene Ontology annotation, biological process: endoplasmic reticulum to Golgi vesicle-mediated transport; endoplasmic reticulum organization; Golgi organization. The record is from RefSeq and is a predicted model, not a curated record.